Harpia harpyja (harpy eagle) is the source of this 7131-nucleotide messenger RNA. RefSeq names its product olfactory receptor 10C1-like. Gene Ontology annotation, biological process: G protein-coupled receptor signaling pathway. NCBI's taxonomy places the organism in Eukaryota, Metazoa, Chordata, Aves, Accipitriformes, Accipitridae. The record is from RefSeq and is a predicted model, not a curated record. Gene Ontology annotation, molecular function: G protein-coupled receptor activity; olfactory receptor activity. Gene Ontology annotation, cellular component: membrane.
CCAAAAAAACCCUAAAAAAAAAAGCUUGAAAUGGCUUCUAUGCCUGAAAGACUGUUGACACUUGCGUUCAGACAGCCCGACUCAGAGUCCAGUGGUCUCCCUGUCUCCCCAUGGCCUGCUGAUGGACAGAUUCCUGCCCAGGGAUGGGUAGGAUGCAGAAGGGUAUUCUGGCCUUGGGUCCUCACUGCUUUUCUCAUCUCAAAGCACCUGUCAUCUUCUCAGCCUCAGAAGGUGAUAAUGAGGAGCUAGGAACCAGGUUGCCUUAUGUCUGUCACAUGUCCAGGAGGGCAAGUGGCAUAGAGCAGAGGAGGGCAAAUGACAAAAGGGAACUCAGAAGGGCCCAUUUCCCCAUGCUGGUUGGCAAAUGAAAAGCUGUAAGUCAGGAUGGAGUGACUAGAGGGAGUCUUUUCACCACAGUCUCUCAAGAAACCUUCUCCUACAUGGAUCUGGGACUGCUACCUCCAUGGCAUAAGCACUUUUUUUCUCAGUAGGGAACAGCAUUUGGGUGCACAUGAAUGAUGGCCCAGAGUGAACAGAGUGCCUUAAGCCUAUACACUUGGACUGAAAAAAACAUCAAACCAUUAUUUCUCUGGCCACAGAGGAACCAAUCAUGUAAUUUCUAAGCCUCUCUUUCCUUCUUUCAGAGGAUGGACCUGUGGAUUGUUCCAGGCCACAUUGAAAGAUUUUUACUUCCUUGGCAGACUAUAAGUCAAAAGGACACACUGGGGGCUUUGCUUCUUAAAUGUCCUUCUUUCCUCUUAUCCCCUGCAGGGCCUUCCAACUUAAAAGUGGUAUGGGAUUUUGCAGUUUGACACAGAAAUGCUUCUCGUUAGUGGACUUCACUGCCCCAGUGUUCUGGAGUUCAGAGGUUUGGAGUACCUGGAGAUCCAUGCUUUCAACAGCCAAAGGAUGGAGAGACAAGUUGUGUUUUGAGAUUAGCUGUAAAUCUCAGUUUAUCUCCCAUUUCAGCUUGAUCACACAGUUUCAGGAGAGGCUGCUGCAGAGCUCAGGUGUUGACCAUGUGCCUCUUCUAAGAUUUCAUUUUAGACAGCACCUGCAAUGCAACAAGAACCAUGUCUCUAAGGCUGCUGAGGAAAUAUCAAAUAUUUCAGUUCCCCCCGAUUUAGUAGGUUGAACACAGAAACAAGAGAGGGACUGCAGAGGCAGGUAAAAAAUAUCUUGGCUUGACUGGAAUUUCUCCCACAGUCAUUGAGUUAUCCUAAAUAAGCUGAGGUCAACUGAGUCUGAACAGUUUCUGUUGUUUCUUGAACUCAGAUAUCACCAAAUUUCUAUUAAGGGCUUAGUACACUAGUUUACAACUCAGCAUCAGUGACUAUGAGCUGAAGCUAAUGUCAAGGUUGCUUUUAUUUUUCUCAGAUACAGCAUGUUCCCUUCAGCAAAUAUUAAGGUCAGUUUAAUCUAAUUCAUUAUAAGAAAUUACAGCCAUGCCUGAGACCUUUUCAUAUGCUAUGUUAUGCUAAAGUGCUUUUUCUCAUUGGUUGGAGGGGCAGUGUUGUAAUUUGUGGUGAUUUUUUUUUCGAAGUAUGGGAAAUGAUUUAAUAUUUACUUCAGUUUAAGAGAAAAAGAAAACAUCCUGCAUGUUGAAAUUUGAUAGGAUGUUUUAGAGUUGGCCAUCUGCAUUCUCAAGGCGGAAUUUUGAGGGAAGUUAAAAAGAAAAUUUACAACUGACAUGAAUUAGAGUGCUUACCUGUUUCUAAUGCAUGUUAAUUGUAAAAACAUGAAACACAUGGUUGCAGAGAUUCUUUUGAAAAUGCAUACUAACAGCAAGUCAUAUUUUUAUUAGAAAUAUAACCUGCAAGUGAAGGAGUGCUCUCUUUGAAAAGAAUUACCAGGGGGAGUAGAGGCAGACAGAGGUGUGCUAAAGGGUAGAACAGAAGAUCUGGAAAAAAGUUUGGGAAAGUAAAGGUAGAGGGGCCAAAUAGAGGCAAUGAGAAUGAGGAAGGGAUGAUUCCCACAACACUCAACUUGAGGACUUAUACUGGGAUCCUGAGCUCUGUGGCCUCCCUCUAUAAACAAUGAAGAAAAAUGGAGCAGACAGUCACCAGAGAGGCCAAUUCAGAAGUGCUAAACCAGAAGCCUACCUGCACAGUAGUCUGAAUCAUGCUUUGGAUGUACCUUACCUCUAGGGGCUCACCUAAGAGUGGGAUACAUCUUAACGAAUGGGAUCAUGUGAAAGCUAAGCAUUCUGUCUCAGAAAGUCAUUGAGGCUUCCUUUAUGGUCAGUGGAAAGAGGAAGGUGCCUUUCAAAGCCUCCCUAAGUUUGGGUACCAAAGAUAAAGGGUUACCUUUUCCUUUCUCAAGGCCUUACCUGUCUUUCCUGCCUUCCCAAAGAUUUUAUUCACUUCUUCUGGAGGUUUUGCUUCCCUGAGUAAACUAGGUCCCUCCUUAAAGUACAGGUUGGACCAUACUGUGCUGUAUUGUAAAGUAUAUGACCCAGUGAUAUAGAUAACUGCCUGUAAUAAUUCUAUUUCUGAUAAUGCAAGUACACAGAAUCGCACAACCAUUGGAUUUGUGCUUCCUUUUCAACAUACAUAUUCUUGGACACAUCUAAUACAACUGAUUUCACCUCAUUUUAGACACUGAUAGACAUCUGUACCUGAACUGACUAUUGAGACACCUAUGACAGUUGAUGGAGAGAAAUACAUUCUUCUAAUGGGCAACUUCUCAGGUCCAUUUUAGGCUUUUACCUCAGAACAAGGCAAAUUUGUCAUCUGGAGGUGCCUAUUUCCACCACUGGAGACUGAUUUUCUCCUUAAUUCACCUCUGUGUAAAUCAGUUGAGGCAAAUUAUAAUCCUGAACAAGCUUUUAGAAAACUACACAUUCCUUGGGCCAUUUUCUCUUUCAACUCAGGAGGCUGGUAUGAAGCCUUUCUUUUCUCUACUGAGGACAGAGUAGUCUGAAAGCUUGUAGGCAUGAUCAUGAUGAAGCACCCUGAGAGGUUACAGCAUCUUUCUUGAGCCAUUUUAUCUGGUCAUGACUGCUAUUGGUUUACCCCGAAUUCUGUGCCUAGGACUUAGGAGGUGUCUAAACAGUUACCCAGUUUCAUUGUACAGAUCCAUGAGGCUCUUGGCAGACUUCCAGGUGCAUAGAGUGAGACUUCUCUUAAUCCUAAUGAAGAGCUGCAAACCCUGUGCAAUUGAUUUGGAUAACUGAGACAUACGAAACAUCAUAGGACGCCGAAAUGUCCAUACACACACAGAGAUCUGAACUUGUCAUCCAAUGCUUCCUAAGCUUUCAAAAGAGAGAGUGCACCAUGACAGGUCAUCUCUUUCAUUUUAAGAUUUGUAACUAUCCUAUGUGUCCAAGCUCCCAUGCAAGGUGACUGAAAGCAGAAUGAAACUAUUAAUUUAAACUAAAACCCUCCGGAAGUCAGCUAUUGUUCUAACAGAACAUGCACAUAACACAGACAUCGUAUCAGGUUAAUAUCAAAUAGGUGGAGGGAUGGAAAAACAGGCUUAUGGACUGCUGGACGAGUUGGGUGAGACUUGUCCUCGUUGUUUAUCAAGACAUCUAAGAUUUCAGCAUCUGAAACACAGACAUCUCACAAGUGAUUGAGAAGCCUGAGCACAUCUCUAUAGAUUUAGAUAUCAUGGGCUAUCCAGCAUAUCCAUGGAAGGCUCAUAAAUGUGACACAAGAUCCACAGGAGUGCACCCUGUCUUCCCUGCAUGGCAGAUAGUGGCCAGGGUGCACAUCAUCAGACUUGUCAAAGAGCAGUAGAUGCCUUGCUUUAGGACUGGAAUUGACUCUCUGAAUUUCACGUAAGCUACUGCUAACAACAGAGAGCUAUUUGGCUUGUCUUAAGAAAUGUACCAUACCGUUUCAUUGUUUUCACUGUGUCUUUAUUGUUCCAAGAUGAAUUCUCUGAAGAAGGGACCAAUGGAAAUAAAACUUCUGUGGUCAUGUUUGUUAUUCUGGGUUUUUCUCAUCACCCAGAUAUGAAAAUCAUCUUCUUUAUCCUAUUUCUGUGUAUUUACUUUGUCACGGUGCUGGGAAAUCUAAUUAUUCUUCUUGCAAUUAACAUGGACCCUGUCCUCCAUACCCCCAUGUACUUCUUCCUCAGGAACUUAUAAUUUCUGGAACUCUGCUACACCUGCACCAGAAUGCUGGUCAAUCUUUUCUCAAGUGAUACGUCCAUCUCUUUUGCAGGUUGUGCUGCACAGAUGUAUUUCUUUCUGUUCUUUGGGGCUACUGAGUGCUGCCUCUUAGCUGCUAUGGCGUAUGACUGCUACCAAGCCAUAUGCAACCCUCUGCAUUACAUGGAUAUCAAUAAGAAGGUAUGCAUGCAGCUGGCUGCUUCCUCAUGGAUAUGUGGCAACCUUGUGGUCCUUGGGCACACUACAUUUAUCUUCUCUUUGCCUUUCUGUGCGUCCAACGUGAUCAACCAUUUCUUCUGUGAGAUCCAACCAGUGCUGGUGCUGGUAUGCAGCGACACUUACUAGAAUGAGCUACAGAUCAUUCUGUCUGCUGCCUUUGUCAUCCUGAUGCCUUUUCUGCUCAUUUUGGUGUCCUAUGGCCUCAUCAUUUCCUCCAUCUGCAAAAUCAGGUCUGCCAAAGGAAGGUAUAAAGCAUUCUCCACUUGCUUCUCACAUCUCACUGUAGUGACAUUAUUCUAUGGGACAGCUGUGUUCAUCUAUAUACGUCCCAAAUCCAGUUAUUCCCUGGAUGUGGACAAAGUGCGCUCUCUGUUCUAUUCUGUGGUGACCCCUAUAUUGAACCCUGUUAUCUACAGCCUUAGGAAUAGAGAGGUGAAAGGUGCUCUCUUUAAUACGAGAAAUAAGCUAUUUCACCCUAACUCCUAGGUCAGUUCCCCUCAGCUGAACAACCAUCCACAAAUACCUCACCUCAGAAGAAGAACCGGCACAUUGCCAGAGUGAUAUAGGAAAGAUCAGUGACAGAACUUUAGGAUAGGAAGGCAUUCAGCUCACCUGAGUUCAAAAAAAGUAAUUAGGUGUCUAAAUAGGAGUAUCUGGUGGCAUUUGAAGUGCAUAGUUUCCAGCUGCCAUUAUAGAACCUGUGCAUCUCCAUUGUUAGAGUUGCCAGUACCAGUUGAAGAUCUUGGAUACAGAGGAUGUCUCAUGUGAUCCCAGGCACAUACCUUUAGGCAUAAGAAUUACUCCCCAGAUGUCUAUGACAUGCUAGAGGGAAGGGAUGCCGUUCAGAGGGACCUUGACAGUCUCUAGAAGUGGGCCCAUGUGAAACUCAUGCAGUUCAAGAAGGCCAAGUGCAAGGCCCUGCACCUGGAUCAGGGCAACCAUCAGUAUCAAUACAGACUAGGGGAUCAAUUGAUUGAGAGCAGCCCUGCGGAGAAGGACUUGGGGAUCCUGGUGAGUGAAAAAUUGGAUAUGAGCUGGCAACGUGCACUUGCAGCCCAGAAAGCCAAUUGUACGCUGGGCUGUAUCAAAAGAAGCAUGGCCAGCAGGUCGAGGGAGGUGAUUCUGCCCCUCUACUCCGCUCUUGUGAGACCCAACCUGGAGUGCUUCAUCCAGUUCCAGGGUCCCCAGUUUAAGAAAGAUACGGACCUGUUGGAGCAGGUCCAGAGGAGGGCCACAAAAAUGAUCCAAGGACUGGAACACCUCUCCUAUGAAGAAAGGCUGAGAGAGUUGUUUUGUUCAGCCUGGAGAAGAGAAGGCUCCAGGGAGACCUUAUUGUAGCCUUUCAAUACUUAAAUGGGACUUGUAAGAAAGGUGGAGAAAGACUUUUUAUCAAGGCCUGUAGUGACAGAAAAAGGGGCAAUGAUUUUAAAGUGACAGAGGGUAGGUUUAGAUUCAUCAUAAAGAAGAAAUGUUUUAUGAUGAGGGUGAUGAGACACUGGAAGAAGUUGCCCAGAGAAUUUGUGGAUGUGCCAUCAUUGGAAGUGUUCAAAGACAGGUUGGAUGGGGCUUUAAGCAAACUCAUCUAAUAAAAGAUGUCCCUGCUUAUGGCAGGGGGUUGGAACUAGAUGAUGUUUAAAGGUCCCUUCCAACCCAAACCAUUUUAGGAUUCUAUGAUGAUAUGAUUCUAUGAGACAAGUUAAUCUGGCUGGUUCAAUUCAGUUGUGCAUAUUCAGAGGCAUGUACUACCACCUAAAAAUCACCUGGGACAUUUCACCCAUACACAUAGGCUUGGAAAUAUGACAUGGGACAUACAGAAAACAUGUUGUCUUCUGCAGUAGUGGCUUGGGAGCAGGCAGGAUGCCAGUGGACAUCUCCAAUGGCAUAGACACCUGCUACAAUGUACAUGGUUUGGGCCAGGGCCAGUGGAGUCUAUGAAGUGAUGCAUGUCUCUUCUUUAUAAACAAAGGAAUCAGUCUCUGAAUUCCAGUGACUCACUGUCUCUCUACUCUCAGACAGACAUCUAGUGUCAUUUGAAAUGCCGUAAGGUUUUGGAACUGAACUCCUGAUUAUAAUUUAGGAGGUCAUGGAUAUGCUAUAGUGUCAUCUAUGGGCUAUCAUCCAUAUCUGUGUCAUCUCUGGAAGACCCAUAAGGACAUCCUUAACAUGCCUGGGCAUCUCAAAUAGCACUAAACACACAUGUUCAAGUAAAUUAAUCAAGCUCAAAAUCUCCUUUGACUCUAAUGGGAGCUUAGACACCUAACUUACUUGGAGACACCUAUAUAAAUGUGAUUGGGAAAAGUAUCAAGCCCCACCUUUGCAUUGUAGGGACUUACAUGCAGGUGAAAUGAACUCCACCCAUGUGAUAGGGAGACUAAACCCACCUUCAGCCCAUCCUCUAAUGUUGCAAGACAACAUUUCAUACCAUUAGUCUCCACCUCACAAAUCUCACUUUCUGUUGAGAGUUCCUCUACCGACAUGGUUCUUUUUCACAAAUGUUAAGUGUUAUGUGACGUAACCAUAAAGGGCAUUGAUCUCCACCAAAAUUUGUGCUGAGAUAGCUACCAUGUCUUGGGUUUACAUAAAAUUUUAAAGACUGCUUUAAGGGACAGAGAAAUGGAAAGGGGAAAGAAAACAUUUCUUCCUGUUUUAUUCAGCUAACAAUUUUCCUUACAGAUGUCAACAGAACUGUUUCAGAGUUCAUAAACAAUUCUGAAGAAAUGCAUCUGAAUUGUGGCUUAUUUACAUUUUCAGUGUGCUCUUAUGUCUUAUAAUAAUAAUCUUGAUUAUUUAAAGUA